UUCAGGAGCUCGAGAGAUAUGAGCAGUUAAAUAAAUUCUUCUCAUCAUCAUUAAACGCAAGGAUACUUUAUAUCAAUAUGAAGAACAGAUUUACAAUAAAUGUGUUGUUUGUAGUAUUUCAUCAUCUAUUUCAUUUGUGCGAUGGAGUGAAGUCAGUGUCAGUGAUGGAGGGAGAAUCUGUAACUUUACACAGUGAUGUUACUGACAUACAGAGCUAUUAUCUGACAUUGUGGAGGUUUGGAGACGAUGGCUUUACCAUAGCUCGAAUCAACAGAGAUAAGAUCAUAUAUAGUGAUAUUCCAGCAUUCAGAGACAGAAUGGUGUUGGAUGAUCAGACUGGAUCUCUCACCAUCACAAACAGCAGAAUCAAACACUCUGGACUUUAUAAGAUGGAGAUCAGCAACAGCACCGGGACAUCAGUUAAGAAAUUCCGUCUUACAGUCUAUGAUUCUCCGUUUUUGAUCGAAGCUGAAAAAGGUGAAUUAAAGACGGUGUCGGUAACAGAGGGAGAUCCUGCCUAUCUGAUGAUGGAAGAUGUUGACACACAGAGAUAUGAUCUGAUAGUGUGGAGGUUUGGAGAUGACGGCAUUCUUAUACUGAAGGGUGACAGAGAAGACAAUAAGACCACAUUUACUCAUGAUGAGAUAUAUGAAGACAGACUGGAGCUGAACUAUCAGACCGGAUCUCUCACCAUCACAGACGCCAGAAUCACAGACACUGGACUUUAUAAAGUAAAGAUCAGCGGUGACAGAAGAGCCGAAUACUUGAGAUUCAUUCUGACUGUCAGUGCAUCAGGUAUAUCUUCAGGUGGUGUAGCAGGUAUAGUUAUUGCUGUUCUGCUGGCCAUGUCUGGAGCUGUCGGUGUGUUUGUGUUUUUCAUUCGCCGCAGAACCUCUGAAAUAAAAAAGCAAAAUGAUGUCUUUGUUGAUAAGUCAGUGUCAAUGAAGCCGGGAGAUUCUGUCAUUCUACACACUGGUGUUAAAGAUAUACAGAAAGAUGAUGAGAUAACGUGGAUGUUUGAAGACACAUCAAUAGCUAAAAUGAAGGGAGAUCAAACAAUUGAAAAUAUCGAUGAGAGAUUCAAAGACAAACUGAAGCUGGACCCUCAGACUGGAUCUCUCAUCAUCAAAGACACCAAAGCUGAACACACUGGACUAUACAAAGUAAAGAUGAGACUUCAAGAUGUGCCAUCAGCCCAGAUUAUCAAUGUUUCUGCCAGUGAUAAACUGUCUGUGAAUGAAGGAGAUCCUUUCACUUUAAGCUCUGGUCAGACUGAACUAGGAGACAAUGUCAUGACAUGGAGGUUUAAAGACAAACAUAUAGCUACAGUCAGUAAACAUCAGGCACCUGUUUAUGAUGAAGAGAGAUUCAAAGACAGAGUUCAUGUGGAUCCUAAAACUGGAUCUCUGACCGUCAGAAACAGCAAAGCUAAAGACUCUGGACUUUAUCAACUACAGAUCAGCACAGAGAAAUCAGAAAGAAAAUUCACUGUUACUGUCCGUGAGAACAUUAAGAAGGUGUCAGUGAUGGAGGGAGAAUCAUUCACUCUCAACACUGGAGAUGCUUUCAUACAGAGGCCUGAUAUGAUCAAGUGGAUGUUUAAACACAAGUCUAUAGCUGAACUUAUUGGAAAAAGACAUUCUGCUGCUGCUGUUGAUAAAGAUGAAAGAUUCACAGACAGACUGGAGCUGGACCAUCAGACUGGAUCUCUCACCGUCACAAACACCAGAACCACAGACUCUGGACUUUACACACUGAAGAUCAACUCUGAGGAUUCAGAAUGGAAAUUCAGUGUCACUGUCAGAGGCCGGCUUCCAUGGAACAAACGUCCAGAGCAGAAAGAAGAAUCCACAGAAAAUACACCAGAAGAGUCAAAACUGCUAGACUCACCCAUCAGAGCGGAGGAGCAGACAGAAUCCACAGAAAAUACACCAGAAGAGUCAAAGCUGCUAACAAGUCAAGACUCACCCAUCAGAGAGGAGGAGCAGACAGAGAAAAUUAAAUCAGUGAAUGAGGGAGAAUCUUUAACUCUCAGCACUGGAGAUGCUUUCACACAGAGUCCUGAUAUGAUCAAGUGGAUGUUUGAAAACAUUUGUAUUGCUGAAUUCACUGGAAAUACACCUGCUGAUGCUGAAGAUGUUGUUAAAGAUGAAAGAUUCACAGACAGACUGGAGCUCGACUAUAAGACUGCAUCUCUCACCAUCAGAGACACGAGAUUCCCAGACUCUGGACGCUACACACUGAAGAUCAAAACAGAGGGUUCAAAAAGGGAAUUCUGUAUCAAUGUCAAAGUGCUUUCUAAAGAAAACAAAGUGAAUCAUUCAGAGGCGGCACACACAUCUUUAAAUGAAUCACAUCCUUUGUUGCAUGGUGCUGCGGAUAAUAUGGAGGAGAUGAGUCUACAAGAACAUCCUGUAUAUAAACACCACUGAUCUUUUUUUGUUGAAUGAGAAUAAUAUAGAAAUUAUCCAUUGUUUCAAAAAAACAAUUUGUGUUUUAAAUUCAUUUUAUACUGAAUCUGAUGUGAAGAUGCUGUGAUGAUAUACUCAUAAUUACAGUUUAGUCUCACACAAACAGACUUUGAAUACAAAGUUUAGUACACAUUACAGCUUUAUCCAAGAACCGCCCAUUAACUGACUUGCAUUAAAGUGACAGACCUUCAUUGGUGCUUGUACAGAAAAUGCCAUGUGCCAUGUGAUGCGUGUAGACCUUGUUAUCAUAAAUACUGUUAACUCUUAUAACAAAAAGGAAUCAUUUUGCAUGAAUAAGAUUGUUCGGAGGGACCACAGCUCUUCGUAAAAAAAACUGAAAAAAACAUUGAUAAUGUAUAUGAUAGUGACACACUGAAUAGAAAUGAACUGGCUUCAUUAAUUUUUUCAUCUUAUGUUAUUUACAGCUGUUCCGUCUUCUUACUGUCUGAUCUUUUCUGCCCUCUACUGGACAAACAAUAUUCCAGGUUUUCAUUUUAUUUUUCAUUUAUUUUAUUUUUAUAAUCCAGAGCUGUUGUAACAAUAAGAGGUGUAGUUUUGCAUCAAAGUUUAUUUUUAACUCAUUUAACCAAAUAUUGUGUAUUUUGAGAUUAAAAAAAAAAGUUAAAAGUUG
Messenger RNA from Triplophysa dalaica, 3102 nucleotides. RefSeq lists its product as uncharacterized. Lineage: Eukaryota; Metazoa; Chordata; Actinopteri; Cypriniformes; Nemacheilidae. The record is from RefSeq and is a predicted model, not a curated record. The coding region runs from base 78 to 2432 and encodes 784 amino acids. The transcript has 12 exons.